AUAAUGUCCGAUUAUGAACAUUGUGAUGAUGAUGAUGAUUCGAUUAAUGAAUCAUCACCACCAUUAACAACCGAUGAUGAUGAUGAUGAUCAAGAUGAUGAUGAUGAAGAUCUUGAUGAUGAUAGUGUAUUAUUAGCAUUGGAUACAAAUAUUGGUAAUUCUCAUCGACAACGUACAGAUGGUAUGGAUAUGGAUGGUAAUAAUGAUGAUGAUGAUUAUCCAUAUAAAGUAUUAUCCACUGAAGAUAUAAUGAGAUAUAUGAUUGAUACGAUCAAAGAAGUCAAUACUGUUGUUCAGCUUCCACAAACAAUCACCCGUAUUUUAUUGAAUCAUUUUCGAUGGGAUAAGGAAAAAUUAUAUGAAAAAUAUUAUGAUGGUGAUCAAACACAAUUAUUUCAUGAUGCUCAUAUUGUUAAUCCUAAUUAUCGUCCAUUAAAGAAACCAAUAUAUCAUGGGAAUGAAUUCUGCAAUAUAUGCUGUGUGGAAUAUCCAUCAUCGUUAAUGACCGGAUUAGGAUGUGAACAUCGUUUUUGUCGUGAAUGUUGGACAAAUUAUUUGACAACAAAAAUAAUGGAAGAAGGACAAGGACAAUCGAUUUGUUGUGCAGCACAUAAUUGUGACAUUCUUGUUGAUGAUCAAACUGUUUUCAAUUUGGUUACCGAUCCUAAAGUCAAAUUACGAUAUCAACAUUUAAUAACUAAUAGUUUUGUUGAGUGUAAUAGGCUACUUCGUUGGUGUCCAAAACCAGAAUGUUCACGUGUCAUUCAAGUUGAAUAUGUUGCUUUCAGACCAGUUAAAUGUUAUUGUGGUAAAAUUUUCUGUGUUUUAUGUAGUGAAGAUUGGCAUGAGCCAAUAAAAUGUGAUCUAUUAAAAAAAUGGAAAAAGAAAUGCGAUGAUGAUAGUGAAACAUCGAAUUGGAUAGCAGCCAAUACAAAAGAAUGUCCAAAAUGUCGUAUUACGAUCGAAAAAGAUGGUGGAUGUAAUCAUAUGAUAUGCAAAAAUCAAUCCUGUCGUGCAGAUUUUUGUUGGGUAUGUCUUGGACCAUGGGAACCACAUGGAUCUUCAUGGUAUAAUUGUAAUCGAUAUGAUGAAGUUGAAGCACAAGCAGCACGUGAUGCACAGGAAAAAUCUCGAUCAGCAUUACAAAGAUAUUUAUUUUAUUGUAAUCGUUAUAUGAAUCAUUUACAAAGUUUAAAAUUUGAACAUAAACUAUAUGAAUUAGUCAAAGUUAAAAUGGAAGAAAUGCAACAACAUAACAUGUCAUGGAUUGAAGUACAAUUUUUGAAAAAAGCAGUCGAUGUUCUUUGUCAAUGUCGAUUAACAUUAAUGUAUACAUAUGUUUUUGCUUAUUAUCUGAUCAAAAAUAAUCAAUCGAUUAUAUUUGAAGAUAAUCAAAGAGAUUUGGAAGCAGCCACCGAAACAUUGUCUGAAUAUCUUGAACGAGAAAUUACAGGCGAUAAUAUAACAGUGAUCAAACAAAAAGUACAAGAUAAACAUAGAUAUUGUGAAUCACGACGACGAGCUUUAUUGGACCAUGUACAAGAAGGUUAUGAUAAAGAUAUAUGGGAAUAUCAAAAUUAAUCAAUUCAUUAACCGAGUCAUCAUAAUUAUCAUCAAGCAAGCAAUAAAAAACAACAACUGCAAACAAACGUGGCAAUUUAAUUUCAAAUGACCAUUUCAUUACAAGAGAAAUAACAUCAUUGACAACAAAAAAAAA
Molecule: messenger RNA, 1717 nt
Organism: Dermatophagoides pteronyssinus (European house dust mite)
Lineage: Eukaryota; Metazoa; Arthropoda; Arachnida; Sarcoptiformes; Pyroglyphidae
Product: E3 ubiquitin-protein ligase arih1l-like
Biological process (GO): protein ubiquitination
Molecular function (GO): zinc ion binding; ubiquitin-protein transferase activity
Source: RefSeq, a predicted model, not a curated record